Molecule: messenger RNA, 2110 nt
Organism: Lucilia cuprina (Australian sheep blowfly)
Lineage: Eukaryota; Metazoa; Arthropoda; Insecta; Diptera; Calliphoridae
Gene: Mpcp2
Product: phosphate carrier protein, mitochondrial
Exons: 4
Coding region: 154-1218 (354 amino acids)
Biological process (GO): mitochondrial phosphate ion transmembrane transport
Cellular component (GO): mitochondrial inner membrane
Molecular function (GO): phosphate transmembrane transporter activity
Source: RefSeq, a predicted model, not a curated record
UUUUUGUUUCAACCGCCGUUAAUACUUGUCGCCACAGGGCUGUGAAAAAUUUGCCAUCUGGAGAAUUUGGAGAAAAUCUUUUUUUAAGUCUCGUUUCUCGUGUCCCGUGGCUGGUGCAAAUUUUUUUUGCCAACUAAAGACAAAAAGAAUAUAAUGUUCUCAUCACUCUUAGAAGCUGCCAAGAAUUCGCCAUUCCGCACACCUUUCAGCAAGGUGGAAUGUGCCACACCAGUCAACGGUGAAGGCCCAGUGCACGGCCGUCAAAUCCAAGCUGCCGCCGCUGCUGCCGGUGAGUCUUGCGAAUUUGGCUCAAACAAAUACUUUGCCUUAUGCGCCCUCGGUGGUGUCUUGUCCUGUGGUACUACUCACACUUUUGUUGUACCUUUGGAUUUGGUCAAGUGCCGUUUGCAAGUCGAUGCUGCCAAAUACAAGAACUUGUUCCAUGGCUUCAAGGUUACCGUAGCUGAGGAAGGUGCUCGUGGUUUGGCUAAGGGUUGGGCUCCUACCUUCUUCGGUUAUUCCGCUCAAGGUCUCUGCAAAUUCGGUUUCUACGAAGUCUUCAAAGUAUACUACUCUGAUCUUUUGGGUGAAGAAAAUGCCUACUUGUACCGUACCUACUUGUAUUUGGCUGCCUCUGCUUCAGCUGAAUUCUUUGCUGAUAUUGCUUUGGCUCCCUUCGAAGCUGCCAAGGUUAAGAUUCAAACUACACCUGGCUUUGCUAACACUAUGCGUGAAGCUAUGCCAAGAAUCGCCAAGGAAGAAGGUGUUGCCGGUUUCUACAAGGGUUUGGUGCCAUUGUGGAUGAGACAAAUCCCAUACACCAUGAUGAAGUUUGCUUGCUUCGAAAAGACCGUGGAAUUGUUGUACAAACAUGUUGUUCCCAAACCACGUGCUGAAUGCUCUAAGGGCGAACAAUUGGUUGUCACCUUUGCUGCUGGUUAUAUUGCCGGUGUCUUCUGUGCUGUUGUUUCUCAUCCAGCUGAUGUUGUUGUUUCCAAAUUGAACCAAGCCAAGGGCUCAACUGCCAUUCAAGUCGCCAAAUCCUUGGGCUUCAUGGGUAUGUGGAACGGUUUGAUGCCACGUAUCAUUAUGAUCGGUACAUUGACUGCCUUGCAAUGGUUCAUCUAUGAUGGUGUCAAGGUUGCUUUGGCUUUGCCCCGUCCCCCACCACCAGAGAUGCCCGCUUCCCUCAAGGCCAAGCUCGAGAAGAGCCAAUAAGCAGCAUUAUCAUUAGCAGCAGUUAACUAAUAACUUACUACUAAUAUUACCCAAAACUCAUCGUUAAAUAAGCUCUUUUUAAUUAAGUUCAUUAGAUACACAAGAAAAACAAAACAAAAACAAAAAACAAACAAAACAAAUUAAAACAAAAAUCCAAGUUAAACAAAUUAAAUUAUUAUUUAAACUAAUAAAACAUAAACACAAUUCUAGUUGCUAGACAAUUACAGGCCGCGAGACAACAAAAACAAAAACAACAACAUCUAAUACUUUUCUUUAUUAACCGGCUUAAUGAAAACAAAACAACAAAUUUUGCAUUAACACUUGCAAAACUAUACAACAGUCUAAAAUGGACAAUAGUCCUUAAUUAGGGGCAUUAGAGUAUAAAUUUAAAAUAUUUUCCUAUAAUUAGGUAAAAUAUUUAAAAUUUUCAGUUAGUCAAGCAUUUAUUUCUAAUUUGAUGAAAGUGAACAAUUUUCAUUCCAUUCAAACUAUUCUAUUAAAUGCAUUUUUUUAAGCUUUUAAAAGUUUACUAUUUUUUAACUUAAUUUUUAAGCUGUAUUGUUUUUUUAACAAUUCCCCCAGAACCCAGCUUAAUAGCCCUCCCCGCCAUUAACUAACUGUUCUUCUAUACUCAUUUCUCUUACCAACACGUUAACAUACAUUAUCAGGAAUUGUUGUUGUUUGCUAAUGCAAUUUAUUGUUUGUUAAAUUUUUAUUUUUUAGUGUCAUUGUUGAUAUUAGUUUAUAAUUUAAAUGUAAUUAUUUUUUUGUAAUUCAUAUUUAUGAAUUAUAAGUUUAUGUAAACUAGCCCCGGACCUUAAACUAAACAGUAUCGAUAAAACAAAGAUUUAAAUAAAAUGUCAGAGCCGGUGAAAUAUAUGAAAAAUAAAAA